CAGCCGGGGGGCGGCGGCUCCGCUCUCCCGGGGCAGGGGCAUGAGCGGAGCCUGCGGCCGGGGCUGCGGCCUCGCGGCGCCCUGCCCGCCCCCACGGCUUCCCGGCCCCCGGGCAGGGGAUGAGAGGGGAGCGGAGACCGCGUCCCCCCGCGGCUCCCGGGAGCGAUUGGCCGUGCCGCACCGCGGCGUGUGCGGGAAGUUUAGCGGUGCCUUCGCGCAUCCCAACUUCGGCUGUGGCCUGGCUGGAAAACAGAUGGGGGAAAGGAAUAAUGCCCUGAACGGCAACCUGUGAAAAAGAAUCCCUUGGAACUGCUGCAGAAAAUCCUAGAGGGUCUGCGGCACGUCUGGAGGCCUGAAGUAUGGCCUCGCAUGUGCAAGUUUUCUCUCCUCACACCCUUCAGUCAAGUGCCUUCUGUAGCGUGAAGAAACUGAAAGUAGAGCCGAGUUCAAACUGGGAUAUGACUGGGUACGGCACACACAGUAAAGUCUACAGCCAGAGCAAGAACGUACAGUCCUCCCAAGCAGCCGCCGCAGCCGCCGUCAACGCCUCCCUCCAGAUCCCCAAUCCGAGCAUCCCUUACGAACAGACCAUCAUCUUCCCAGCAAGCACGGGGCACAUCGUAGUGACGUCCGCCAACAGCACUUCUGGCGUGGUGGCAGUGUCUGGGCAAACACUGGGCGGGCCACAUAACCUGAUGCGACGCAGCACUGUGAGCCUUCUGGACACCUACCAAAAAUGUGGACUUAAGCGAAAGAGUGAGGAGAUUGAGAACACGAGCAGCGUGCAGAUCAUUGAAGAGCAUCCACCAAUGAUUCAGAACAAUGCCAGUGGGGCCACUGUAGCCACCGCCACCACCUCCACGGCCACCUCCAAAAACAGUGGCUCCAACAGCGAAGGGGAUUACCAGCUGGUGCAACAUGAGGUGCUCUGUUCCAUGACCAACACGUAUGAAGUGUUAGAAUUUCUUGGCAGGGGAACCUUCGGACAAGUAGUCAAAUGCUGGAAACGUGGCACUAAUGAGAUUGUGGCCAUCAAGAUCCUAAAGAACCAUCCUUCCUAUGCCCGGCAAGGCCAGAUUGAAGUGAGCAUCCUGGCUCGGCUGAGCACAGAAAGUGCAGAUGACUAUAACUUCGUCCGUGCGUAUGAGUGCUUCCAGCACAAGAAUCACACGUGCUUGGUGUUUGAAAUGUUAGAGCAGAACCUCUAUGAUUUCCUAAAACAAAACAAAUUCAGUCCCUUGCCCCUUAAGUACAUUCGACCAAUUCUCCAGCAGGUAGCAACUGCCCUAAUGAAGUUGAAAAGCUUGGGACUGAUUCAUGCUGAUCUUAAACCAGAGAACAUCAUGUUGGUAGACCCAUCCCGACAGCCAUAUAGGGUCAAGGUCAUAGACUUCGGAUCAGCUAGCCAUGUGUCUAAAGCUGUGUGUUCUACCUACCUUCAAUCCAGAUAUUACAGAGCCCCAGAAAUCAUCCUCGGUUUACCAUUUUGUGAAGCAAUCGAUAUGUGGUCAUUGGGAUGUGUCAUUGCAGAGCUGUUCUUGGGCUGGCCUUUGUACCCAGGAGCUUCAGAGUACGAUCAGAUCCGCUAUAUUUCACAGACGCAGGGCUUACCAGCAGAGUAUUUGUUAAGUGCAGGGACAAAGACUACAAGGUUUUUCAACAGGGAUACAGACUCACCGUAUCCUUUGUGGAGGCUGAAGACACCAGAUGAUCAUGAGGCAGAGACGGGGAUUAAGUCGAAGGAAGCAAGGAAGUAUAUUUUCAACUGUUUGGAUGAUAUGGCACAGGUAAGAGCAUUGGUAAAUAUGACAACAGAUUUGGAAGGAAGUGAUAUGUUGGUGGAAAAGGCAGACCGACGGGAGUUCAUAGAUCUGUUAAAGAAGAUGUUGACGAUAGAUGCUGAUAAGAGAAUAACGCCGAUUGAAACUCUGAACCACCCUUUUGUCACCAUGACGCACUUACUCGAUUUCCCUCACAGCACACAUGUUAAGUCCUGCUUCCAGAAUAUGGAGAUUUGCAAGAGGCGGGUGAAUAUGUAUGACACUGUGAACCAGAGCAAGACACCAUUCAUCACCCACGUAGCCCCGAGCACAUCUACCAACUUGACCAUGACUUUUAACAACCAGCUGAACACAGUGCACAACCAGACCACCAACCUGGCUCCCACCUCCUCCAGUGCCACUAUUUCCUUAGCCAACCCCGAAGUCUCCAUACUAAAUUACCAAUCUGCACUCUACCAGCCCUCAGCAGCGUCCAUGGCUGCGGUGGCCCAGCGGAGCAUGCCCUUGCAGACAGGAACAGCGCAGAUCUGUGCCCGGCCCGACCCCUUCCAGCAAGCUCUCAUCGUCUGCCCACCAGGCUUCCAAGGGUUACAAGCCUCCCCUUCGAAGCAUGCUGGGUAUUCAGUUCGGAUGGAGAAUGCUGUUCCCAUUGUCACUCAGGCUCCUGGGGCUCAGCCUCUUCAGAUCCAGCCAGGACUCCUCGCACAGCAAGCAUGGCCCAGCGGUACACAGCAGAUCCUGCUCCCUCCUGCCUGGCAGCAGCUGACUGGGGUGGCCACCCACACUUCUGUCCAGCACGCGACCGUCAUCCCUGAGUCCAUGGCAGGCACCCAGCCACUGGCAGACUGGAGAAACACCCACGCUCACAGCAGCCAUUAUAAUCCCAUCAUGCAGCAGCCCGCACUGUUAGCUAGCCAUGUGACUCUCCCUGCAGCCCAGCCCGUCAAUGUGGGUGUUGCUCACGUCAUGCGCCAGCCGCCCGCCACCGCCACCUCCGCCAGGAAGAGUAAGCAGCACCAGUCGGCGCCUCGAAAUGCAUCCACCUACGAAGUUUCGUCCUCUCAGUCCGUCAGCUCGCCUCAGCGGUCGAAACGAGUGAAGGAAAACACGCCUCCUCGCUGUGCCAUGGUGCACAACAGUCCUGCCUGCAGCACUGCCGUCACCUGCGGCUGGGGUGACAUGGCCACCAGCACCACACGGGAGCGGCAGCGGCAACCCAUAAUCAUUCCCGACACCCCCAGCCCCGCAGUGAGCGUCAUCACUAUCAGCAGCGACACCGAUGAGGAGGAGGAGCAGAAGCAUGCACCCACCAGCACCUUGUCCAAGCAAAGGAAGAACGUCAUCAGCUGUGUCACUGUGCAUGAUUCCCCCUACUCCGAUUCCUCCAGCAACAACAGCCCUUAUGCCGUGCAACAUCGUGCAGGACAGAAUAACGGGAACACGUACGACACCAAAGGGGUUCCAGAGACUCACUGCAGUGGGAACCCCCGAACGAUCAUCGUGCCACCACUGAAAACCCAAGCCAGUGAGGUGUUGGUAGAGUGUGAUAGCCUGGCACCAGUCACCACCAGUCACCACUCAUCCUCCUACAAGUCCAAGUCCUCCAGCACCGUGACCUCCACCAGCGGUCACUCUUCAGGGAGCUCGUCUGGAGCCGUUGCCUAUAGGCAGCAGCGACCAGGAGCACAUUUCCAGCAGCAGCAGCCUCUUAAUCUAAGCCAGGCCCAGCAGCACAUCACGACUGAUCGCACAGGGAGUCACCGGAGACAGCAAGCCUACAUCACUCCAACGAUAGCUCAGGCCCCGUACUCUUUCCCGCACAAUAGUCCCAGCCACGGUACAGUUCAUCCUCACUUGGCCGCGGCUGCCGCUGCUCACCUGCCCACCCAACCCCACCUCUACACAUACACCACCCCGGCCGCCCUGGGCUCCACGGGCACCGUCGCACACCUGGUGGCCUCCCAAGGGUCUGCACGGCACGCCGUGCAGCACACCACCUACCCCGCCAGCAUCGUCCACCAAGUCCCCGUCAGCAUGGGCCCGCGGGUUCUGCCCUCGCCCACCAUCCACCCGAGUCAGUACCAGGCUCAGUUUGCCCAUCAGACCUAUAUCAGUGCUUCUCCAGCCUCCACAGUCUACACUGGAUACCCACUGAGCCCCACCAAGGUCAACCAGUACCCUUACAUCUAAACACUGGAAUAAGGAGCGAGAGACACGCCCGCCACGGGGGAGUGAGGCGGCUGCUUUUGUACUGAAGAACAUGACAAAUAACAAUGCAAUGGGAGGCUCGUGGGAAACUUGAACGAAGGAGACUUUCAGGAAGAAAAGAGAAAGAGGAAAGAAAGGGGAGAACCAAUUCUACACUUUUUAUUUAAAAAAAAAAAUUAAAAAAAAAGAAAAUGGAAAAAAAGAACAGAAAAAAUAUAAAACCACAAAAAAAAAAACAAAAAAAAAAAAACCAACCAUUCUGCACCAAACUAGAGAGAGAGAGAAGCAGAAGGACCCUCCAGCGGGUCCUGUGUUUUGAAGAACUUCACCAAUAGACUUUUAAAGGUUAUUUUCAUCCAAUAGUGAGCUACAUUUAGAAAUUUGUUGUCCAGAACACCUAAAAUAAAAUCCGUCAAGCAUUUAAUCCAGUAGGUGUAUGGAUUAGGGAUUUAUCCAGCACUUCAAAGGGUUUUGCCCCAUUUUUGGCUGUGGUCUCUGUAUCCCAAAGCACGCAUGAGGCUUUGGGGUUCUUCUGGAAAUAGAAAAUGGCUAAAGGAGGCUGAGGGAGGAGGAGAAAAUGUUGUCUCAGUGCCCUUAAAUUCUGACCUAACACUGAUUUGCUUAAACAUACGUGGGCAAAACAGGCCACGCUCUGCUGGCCGAGAUCAGAAGCAAUGGGGUUGUUUUUUUCCCUUUCCUCAAACACACUGGAUAAAUCCCUGAGAAAUUCUGUUCCUAAAUGAGACCUCUAAUAAUGUAUGUUGGAUUUCAGUUUUGUUUCAUUUUGUUUUACUUGGAAGUUUUCCUUUUAAUCCCUAGCCGUUUUAGUAUAGGAGGAGACAUUUUAGCUGCCCCCGGUAGAAUGUAGCACUCUACAGGUCAUACACCCUUUUUACUCUUUUGUGUUGAACUUCAACGAUACCAAUAGAUUAUUCCUCAAUGUGAUUGCACAAAGAAAAGUGAUAUAACAUAGGCAUGUAAGAAAUGUGAUUGUCCAGGUAUGUAUGUACGUGUGUGCGUGUGUGUGUGUGCAGAUGCUGCCUUCUCUCUGUGGUGUGUUCCUCGGCACAGCCAUUACAGCUGUCACAGUCUUAGUUUUACAUCAUUCCCUCGUAGUGCCUUACCGAACUACAGAUGCGGUUUAAGGGUUUACUUCCACUGGUACUCCUAGAAACUGACUGAGGCUAGUCGGAAUUUAAUCUCAGCUCUUUUUCUUUUUGGGUUGUUAUUGCUGAUUUUCUUCUGGUGGUGGUGUUUUCUUUUCCCACGUCGUCGAUCUUAGCUCACUUGGCAUGGUGUUGGGGAGGCUCAUUGGGGCUGGAAGCGUGUGUAUCAGGAUGUUUCCUCUAGCACUGGAUGGGCUGGAAGGGACAGAGUUGUUGUGAGAACCAGCAUGCUUCCCGGGGGGUCUGAAGGUGUGUUUGUGGAUUGGCCUCUUUCUUCCUGUUGGAAGAAUAGCUUUUCUCCCCUAAAACUGAAUCCUUAUGCUUGCUGAUGCUAAAGUAGAAGGACAGAGUCCUCCCGAAUAGUCAGAUUGAUUUAGUUGUGUGUUUGGGAGCUACACCCUAGUCUGUGGGAGGGGGCAACAGCAGCUGUUGUCAACAGCUCUCACUAUAUCUGUCAAUGGGAGGGGAUCAGCAAUGGGCUAAGUUGGGGUACCAAAGCAAGCAUGGCAAAAUCCAGUUGAGGGAUUCAAACUCAGGUUUCAUAAAUGAUAGAGCAUUGAGAGUCAUUGGGCCUUACCCACUGUAACACAGUUGUGGCAGAAUGCAUUUCCCCUCCUCCCCCUAAACUUGCUCUGGAAGAUUUCCCGCAUUUGGCUGUCCCUAGAGCUGGGACCACAUUGUAGUGUGAGUCCUCCAUGCCGAGGAGCAAGGGACAAGGGAAGUUUUGCUGGUAACAGCAGUUGCACUGCUAUAUCGGGAUUUAGAAGUGUCUCAGGAGUACCCUUGUACACAGAAGGGUUUGGAAGGAAGGAGAGAAGAGAGUUUGAAAGAAAGUUUCCGUGAAAGCUGAAGUCUACGUGGGUGCUCAGUUCCACUCCUCGUUUCCCGAUAACUGGAGCAUGAAGUAUUUAAGUGUUUCACAAGAUGCAGGCUCAUCGCCGUGGUGGCAAGGGAUGGGUUCCCUGGCAGCACUGGGGAAGGAGGUUCUUUCAAGAAGGGAAGCUAACAGAAAGAUGAGCACAAAUGCAUUGUCUUGUGGUGAGUGCUUGGCUGGUCUGGUAAAGGGGAUCCUGCUACGCACAGAUGGGGUAACAAGACUGUUGCCUUCUGGCAAACCACCAAGUAACCUCCCUGGUUGCCAGCUCUGAUUCCUGGGCUGUCCUUACACAGUUUUCUUUUCCUCCUGUCCUUCGUUCCAGCUCAAUAUACUGUAAGUGAGGAUGCGAUCUCCCAGCAGUCUGUGCACCUUACGCCUUCCAUUGGAAAUACAACGCAUCCCCUUUCAUCUGGGGCAGAAAAAUAAUUCCCCGUUCUCUUUCUGAAAUUCUGUUGCAUUCCUCUCCUGUCCCACCGGUUCAGGAAUGAGAGUGUCAUGCUGCUUGUGUCAUGAAAAGGAAAGAUAAUGUUAUUUUAUUGUAUGGUUGUUACGAUUAUUGUUAUUAUUUUAUUGUUAUUAUAUUUUACUCUGGGUUUUAAUUGCACAUGCAUUCCUUAAUCUUUGUGUUAAUUCUUUCUUAGUAUCGUUAUUGUUGUUAAUUUUAUGUCCCUUCAUCGGUGGCAUCAGAAGGGUUGCUGUGUUUGUGAACACAGCAGGAGAAAGGGGAAGCAAGGUUGUUCUGAGAAUGAAAUGACAGGGGGAGCGUGCGGCUCUGUGAGACAGCCUGGAGGGGCAGGAGGUGUCCUCCACUCCCCAUCUGCGUUUCAGAAGUCUAGGAAGAUUCAUUCAGAGGCCAAAAACAAACAGCAGCUAACAACGAUCUGUCAAGGGAGCUGGAUUAAAGGCAGGUGGGGGGCUUUACGAUCUAGCUCAAGAUCAUUUUGUUUUGAUUGGACACUUCUAUGAGAUCAAGACCCCAUGUGCUUCAGGCCAUGAUCAGGUGGCCUUCACAAUUAACCCAAGGCCACGCUACGUGUUAAGAUUGGGUUUUCCCUUAGGCAAAAGCAGAUAGAUAGUUCCCCAGAAGCAGAACUAGCAGAAGAACCACUGUGAAGGAGGGCAGGUGGCUCCCAGUCCCAUCACUGGAUGAACAACACUGGUGUGCACAGGAUGUUUUCGCUGGGUAAAACAGGCUGCAGAGAGCAGGUUCCUCACCUCUCCUUCUCUCUGAGCAUUAGUGAGGUGUUCACAGAUGCUUGCUUGGCAUUUUUUUCCCCUGAUGUAGAUUUUUUCUUCUUUUAUAAUUAUUUGUUUCAAAUUUUAUUAUUAAGCUAUUGUAGUCUCUAGAAUGUAGGUAUUUAUGUUUUCAAUUUGCUCUGUUAGAAUGGGGGAAAGCAGUGACUGAAUUUAAACUCCUUAAAAAAUGUUAGGACUUCAGCAGAGACUUAAUCAUGCACCUGAGUGCUUUGCAAAAGAAUAGACUUAAACCCUUUGAGUUAAUUACUUGUUUAUGUGCUUCUCUGGCUUAGGACUGUUGAAGCAUGGAAGGCUGUAAUCUCAGUCGCAAUCACAUUUUAGUUGUAUUAACGAUGUUUUCCCUGUGUACUUAUCUGGUCUGCUCUCCCACUUCGGCUUGAAUCUGAUUUCAGGGGCGUUGAACAGGGCAGCAUGGCUUGAAUCUGAUUUCAAGGGUGUUGAACAGGGCAGCAUGGCACACGUGGGCAGCAGAAGCAAUACUUGUCAGAGAAGGUGGCCUGUUACAUUGCUCUCACUGGAGUUGCUGACCUGCCAGCUGUAGGGGUGGGAGAAUCGUGGUGAAGGGACACUGGUGGCAAGGGAUGAGUAGCAUGACUAUUGAAUUGCUGUGGUGUUGCAACACUGACAGUUAUGUUUUCUGGUGCAAUUCAGCAACACCUCUUCCCUCACACCCAUACAAAGGCAUAGGAUGGAAAAGCGUGGCACUGGUAGGCACAGAGGAAAUCUGAUUGCCUUAGCAGAGGAAACAAAUGCUUUGCAUGCUAUCAGUGCCACAUGCAUAACAGCCAGCUUGUUUUGCUUGCGGCGUCCUCUGGGGAGUAAACAGGUCUGGCGUGUUUGGGUUGGGUUGGUGCUCUUUUUGUGCAUGGAAUGAACUGCAUGGAAACUUGAGAGAGGGGGCGAAGGUUUAGAUGCUGGAAGUGUUAAGAAUGGCUAGUGGCUGGCACUAUGGAAAGGCAGUCCCUUUCCACAUUGUCUCAUCCUGCUUUCUCUGUGUGUGGGAAACAGAAAAAAGCACAGACGUUUCCUCUCCUUGGGGGUGGAUGUUCAGCUUACUGCUGUGAAACCAGAACAUGGAAGAGAGUGGAGAAAAAAAUUGACCUGAGCAGAAUGGGAGAUCCAAACAGAAGCACUUCCCAGUGCAGACGGGGUCAAAUCCAGUCAUUUGAGAGAGCAAAUGCAAUCGCAUCUUCCUCAGUGGGUUGUGCUUGCUUGCACUAACAAAUCAGGCCUCAUCAGAUCUCUGUCUCUCUCUAGUGAUUUUGUCAUGAUACCCGAAGCAUCCAAGAAAGGGACAUUUCUAUCUGACAUGUUUCCUUUCUUAUACUUUCAAGGGAUUAUAUCUUGCAAUUUGGUUUGAAGGAAAUUCCCUUGGCAAACUUGAAGGGUGAUAAACCCAGCUUUUUCGUUAACCAAAGAAAAUUUUUUUAAAGAGAGAGAGUAGAGACCCCCAGCCAGUACAGAAACCAAACCAAGCCACGGCAGUCAGGCAGCAGCGAUGAGCUGUGGAAUUGCCUCUUUCAUCUUCUUUUACUUUUUUCUCUCUCAAGUUUCUAUUGUUAUCUCAAGUAGCUAGCUUGAUAAGCAGAGAAAUUCACACUAAAUAUUGCUGCUAUCCUAAACUUUAGGGGAUGUCAAAAACUUUAUUCUUCUCUCAUUAUCAUUCACCUUAGUUAAGAUGUGUCAGUGGCAACAGUGUGGUGUUGAAAUUGGGAGGGAAUAAGUCUCUGAUUGAUCUGCAUGCUUCUGUAGCAUUUGCUCUGGAUUUAGGAUCCUGGUUUUGCUCCAUGGGUCAGACCCCAAACAGAGUUGUGGUGUGAGGCCUCUGCAGGGCUAGGCACAGGUGCUGGAUGGAGCAGUGUGUUUUUCCACAGCUUGGCAGCCAGCCCAUCGGAGAGACCUGCUGGAUGCAGGAUGCCUGUACGUAGGGUGUGUGUAACUGAUCUUAGCCCAGAGUGGGGAAAAUAUGGGAUGAGGAGGUUUUCCCCUUCCAGCUGAUGUAGCCAUUCCUGUUCUAUUGGAAUGUGUGUCUCCAGUGCUUGAUACUUGUCCUGUCACCCCCUUGUCCUCAGAUCUUCCUAGUGCUCUAAUCAGGUGCCCAAGGUCCCUACUCGCCACCUGUGGUCUGCAACCAUGUGUGCAAGUUGUCCUGCUUGUCCCAUGUGCAUGGAGGUGGAUCUGUGCCACCAGGCUCCCCACACCACAGCACUGAGGAGGAGGAGGAUGAAGAGGAGGAGAAGGAGAAUUCCACCCAAGAGCAGAACAGGCCACAGCUGCAUGCCUGAGCUCUGGUCAUGCAGCAGUGCUCAGAGCCAGGGUGCCAACCCUGUGGCAAACAAUGCUGGAGCUGCUGUGGGAGGCACCAGGUUGUCCAGCUGGGCCUUGUGGUGCACCAGACCUUGGCAGGCCGCUGAGGCCAACCCAGGUGUUGGACAAGCCAGAGCUGUCAGCCUGGGGCCCGGUGCUGGAAGUGACUUCUUCCCAGGGUGGCUGCUGUCCCAUAGGAGCUAUGGGGGCAUGUGUGGCAGCGUGCAGGAUGAGGGCUGUGGCAGCCAUGCUGGGCCCUGCCUGUGCCAGGUGUGGUCAAUGGAAGGAUGCAUGUCAGAGCAUUUACAGCAUCAGGAGUAGGAUCCGAAGCGUGAACGAGCUUGGUUCCUCAAGAGUCUUACAAAGCAUACUCGGAAGGUUGGCUUUCUGCAUUUCUAGUUUGAAACUCCUGUUUCUCAUUUACGGGUUAGCUUUGUCCUUCCAGUUUUAGCAGUGCUGCUAUAACAAACUGUUUGUGUGUGUUUGAGGAUAAAGGUUUUUUUUUUGUUUGUUUUUAAUCUUUUGCUUAUCGUAGUUAAUCUAAGAAAGGCAAUACUAAAGGUAUAUUUUUUUUCCAAAAAUGAUAUUUUUUACUGCACUGAUAAAUAUUGUGACAUCUCUGUUCUUAACUCUUUUGCUGUGAGGGGAACCGUGUGCAGACUCACACCUGUAAAUACUUGCGUGUACUUCUGACAGCCAGGGAUUCUUUUCUUUUUUUUUCUUUCUUUUUCUUUCUUUAGGGCAAGGUUUCUUCUUUGAAACAAAGCAACGGGGCAACAAUGCUCAGAGCAAAGCGAAGCGUAUCCCACUUUGAGAACAUAGUCAAGGAGUUUUCGAAGUGUUGGCGCAGAGUUAACGUUUAAUGCUGACGUAUUUGAUUUGAUUAUUAUUUUUUUUUCCAGCAAAUUGUUUGGAAACGGAUAAGACAGAAAAGCUUUGGUCUGGAGUUCUGAUCAGAAAUGUUAUCCGUCUGUUUCAUGGCACCUCCCCCUUUUAUUUUCGUUGUUGUUUUUCCUUUCUUUUUUCCAAACUGGCUCGCUGCAGGCUCACUGCCCUGGGCUCUCGGUCAGCCGGAGGCUGCGGUGCUCGGGGACCACCGGCCCCUUUGGAAGCAAACCCACUGGCCAGGACCCCGGGUGCUGGCCCAGCAGAGUGCGGGGUACCCUCGGGUUUUUUACAGAAGGAUUUAGAUACACUUAUAUUACGCAAACUGUGACCUAAUGGCAAUAAUUACCUCAAAUGUGGGCAUUCAUCCUGGUUUUAGCCUUUCUGAAAACAUGUAGCCAGCUUGAACUUCGAUUCAAAGACUCUAAACUCUGUAUGGGCGGAAUAGCGAUAAAUGCCCACCCUGGUCAUUGUUGCUUGAGUGGAUUCUGACGACCGUGAAUCUUUAAAGAGAGAGAGUUAAACCAAGGAAUAGAUUACUCUUUUAUGUAUUUUAAUCAAUUGUGAUGUUAAAUGCACAUGUAAGUAUGUAUGUUUAUAGCUACUGUAAAAUGCUUUGGCCUUCUAGAAGAUAUUUAAUGAGUCACAUUUUAAACCGAUAUGAACUGAAUAAUAGACUGUGGCUACUUAAACAGUUUUCUGGCUACAUUUUAUAGUUAUUACAGUGUUUUAUAGUUUACAUUUAAACUGGUACUUUUUAAGGGAAAUCUUGUGUUUGUAAAUGACACCUUCAAAAACUCAAUAGAGCUGCCUCUUUUUAAUUUUGCCCUUUAAAAAUGGAAAAGUACAAGUGUGUCUUUAAUAUGUAUAUUCUGUUUCGAGAUAUAACAUAGUGUUGGAAAGUCAGUCCAGAGAUCAAGUAAUCCACUGUAUUCCAAAGUCUGGUUGAGAAAACACUCCACCCACAGUGCAGAUUUAGCACGUGUAGUCAAACAGAUAAGCUAUGUUCGUGCUUGUUUAGAUUACGUACUUUACUGAACUCCUUGGGUUGAAGCAGGGAGCACAGCACUCCCAAAGUCACUGUUCUUUGUAGGAUCCUCAUCUCGAUGAAGAUACCCGUGUAAGGAGAAUGAAGGAUAUUCAAAGGAAGGAUCAUAUUGUACUGUUGGUCAAUCAUUAGCCAAAUAAUUAAUUCCUGAGUUAGCGAUUUCCUGUUUUACUUUGGUUUUGUGUGUGUGUGUGUGCGCGCGUGUGUGUGUUUGGUGUGUGACAGCCACUCAGAGGCAAUGCUGUAAUUUGGCUUUUGUCUGUUCACCCCGUUGUUACAAGCAGUGCUUACCCCCACAGAGACGUGUUGAACCAGUAAACGAAAUACAAAGUUCAUCGACCAUCCCCUUGUCAGCUUUGUUUUCUUAGCCAACGUCAGUUCCCAUCAGCACUGUCUCACUUAGCUGUCUGGCUUGGUCUUUUGUGUUCUGCCACUUGAGUAACCAAUGAAUACGGUAUAAAUAUCUGCUGGGCAAAAUGACACUGCGUGCCCUCUUCCUCAACCAUCGUGUACGGCUGCCCUCGGCACUUGCCUGGCCUCUUCUUCUUGGGGUCAGACCCACAAGCACCAGCACACUGGAGUGGAGGAGGCAGAGUCCCGCUGAAUACUUUGGCUUGCAGCUUGUCAGGCAAGAAGGGGUUUCUGCCACUGGCAACACACAUCCCAUAGAAUCCGCUGGUUACACGUAGUGCUGCUGCCCUCAGAAAGGAAGUAACAGGCUUCUGCAGUGCUUCCACAUCGCGUGGUUACAUACAACACUUCUGGAUCUCUUUCCCCCUUUUUAUUCCUUCUGUGUUCGAUUCUGUACUUUAUUUAAUUUCAUUUCUGUUCUGUAUUCUUCUCAAAAUGAGACUUCCAUGGAUAUCCCAGGGCACAACCAUUUCAGGUGUAAAAAAGGAUCCCAUCCCAUGUUUCACCAACUGAGAAACCAAGGCUUUUUGGGUACCGACUCUACUUGGGCAGAACCAGAAUGUAGCCUGUGUCUUUUAUACCAAAUCCAAUUUCUGAAAGGAGCGGAAGUGUAACUAAUAGCUUUAUUAAAGGAGUGAGAGAGAGAGAGAGAGAGUGAGAGAGGGAGCGAGACGGAGACAAGAGAGAGGGGCAUCUGGGAAGUGGUGGAGGCUAGACUCCGGGUAGUUAAGAGCCAACCAAUGGGUGAGACUUUUGUUUUCCAAAUGGUAAAAUCCUUCUAAAACCAGGAGUGGGGGAGUGGGGGGACCUUCUGUUUUGUACCUUCUGACUGCUCACAGAGCCAGUGCACUCUGGAUGGAAAGUGGAAGUUUAUGAACACUGCACCGAAAUUAAUAAUGGGGAGAGAGGGGAGGAUAAGCUGUGAAAUACGGUCACCGCUGCAAGGGGAGGGAUGCCCCUGCCCGGCUCUGCAUCUCCAAUGGUUCUUUCUCUACAGCAUCAUCUCAGCCCAGAUACCCCACAAAAGCCCUGAGCCGUUGUGUUCCUUCACUGUACGGUUUCUGUAAUAAGAGUGUUAAUCCAUGUUAAUCUUUGUGAAAAUUAUCGUGUGCGACAGUAUUUUCUUGUGUACUGCUUUUUUCCUAUGUGAAUUGUCCCUUUAUUUUUUUUCGUUGUUCUUCUUAUUCCUUUUUUUUUUUUUUUUUUUUUUCUUUUUUUUUCUUUUUUUUCUUCUUCUUUUUUUCUUUUGGUAAAUGCGUCUUCUUUUAAAGAAAAAAAUAUUAAAAAAAAAUCAAAAAAAAAAAAAAAAAA
Lagopus muta (rock ptarmigan) is the source of this 13251-nucleotide messenger RNA. RefSeq names its product homeodomain interacting protein kinase 2 (gene HIPK2). NCBI's taxonomy places the organism in Eukaryota, Metazoa, Chordata, Aves, Galliformes, Phasianidae. Bases 360 to 3971 code for a protein of 1203 amino acids. Gene Ontology annotation, biological process: intrinsic apoptotic signaling pathway in response to DNA damage by p53 class mediator; peptidyl-threonine phosphorylation; positive regulation of transcription by RNA polymerase II. Gene Ontology annotation, molecular function: SMAD binding; transcription coactivator activity; protein serine/threonine kinase activity. Gene Ontology annotation, cellular component: cytoplasm; nucleus; PML body. The record is from RefSeq and is a predicted model, not a curated record. The transcript is spliced from 15 exons.